This is a messenger RNA of Xyrichtys novacula (pearly razorfish), 152 nucleotides long. NCBI's taxonomy places the organism in Eukaryota, Metazoa, Chordata, Actinopteri, Labriformes, Labridae. The record is from the annotation of a GenBank genome assembly.
CUGUCUGCCUGAUAACACCUCUCCUCAGAGCCUGCCACACUGGAUCUGAUGUGAAAGCUGAUGAGAAGCAGCCGGGGCGAGGUACUCGUGUUUACCGGGGAAAGUUUAAGAUCUGGCGUCCAGCUGGGUGGAGUGGGACGGAGCAAAGUGAG